CUCUCUUUUUCCUCACACAUGCACAGACAGACCCCCCUCUCACACAGGAGUAGAUAGAGAGCGGCGAGGAGCAGGAGCUGGGUGGCAGGAGGGGAAGCAGGAGGGCUGUUGCUGAUUGAACAAAGCCAGGGAAGGAGUGCGCAGUCCUGGGGAGAGGAGCAGCUAUGAAAUGCCUCGAAGGGAGCCUGGCAGCUACUCCUGCAGAGACCUGAAGGUGAGCUUCAGCUGAGGAUGGCAGGAGAUUCCAGAGUCCUGAUGGACCACAACAUGGAGAUAGGAGUCACGCCUGAACAGGUGAAGAAGCUUCCCAAACACUUGAGGGAGGCUCAAAUCUCGACAGAGCGCACCCAUUUGAUUUCCGACCCAGCAAAGAAGCCGCGUCAGCGAUACGUGCAGAAGGACGGCAAGUGCAAUGUCCAUCACGGAAACGUGCAAGAGACCUACCGUUACCUCAGUGACUUGUUCACAACGCUGGUGGACCUACGCUGGAGGCUUAGUCUUUUUAUUUUUACACUGGUCUACGUGGUCAACUGGCUUUUUUUUGGGUUUCUCUGGUGGCUGAUCGCGCUCAUCCGCGGCGAUCUGGUGCACGGCGACGAGGAGGGUUGGACCCCGUGCGUGGAAAACCUCAACAGUUUUGUGUCAGCCUUCCUCUUCUCCAUUGAAACUGAGACCACCAUCGGGUACGGCUAUCGUGUAAUCACAGAGAAGUGUCCUGAGGGUAUCAUCCUGCUUUUGGUGCAGGCCAUCUUGGGCUCCAUAGUCAACGCCAUGAUGGUGGGUUGCAUGUUUGUCAAGAUCUCACAGCCAAAGAACCGCGCUGAGACCCUCAUGUUCUCUCACAAAGCUGUUAUAUCGGUGCGAGACAACAAGAUGUGCCUGAUGUUUCGGGUGGGGGACCUGAGGAACUCUCACAUUGUGGAGGCGUCAAUCAGAGCAAAGCUGAUCCGCUCGCAGCAGACCAAGGAGGGAGAGUUCAUCCCACUCAACCAGACUGACAUCAACAUCGGUUUUGACACGGGAGACGACCGACUCUUCUUGGUGUCGCCGCUCAUCAUCUCGCAUGAGAUUAACGAGAAAAGCCCCUUCUGGGAGAUGUCCCUGGCGCAGAUGGAGAAGGAGGAGUUUGAGAUCGUGGUGAUCCUUGAGGGCAUGGUGGAGGCUACAGGGAUGACAUGUCAGGCUCGGAGCUCCUACCUGGACACAGAGGUGCUUUGGGGCUACCGCUUCACGCCGGUCCUCUCCUUGGAGAAGGGCUUCUACGAGGUUGACUACAACAACUUCCACGACGUCUACGAGACCAACACCCCCACCUGCAGCGCCAAGGAGUUGGCGGUGAAGCACCGGGACGGGGCGCUGUUGCCCACGCUGUCGCUCCUCAGCCCCGAGCCCAAAAUGCAUACUUUUGACACUCUGAGCCGCCUGUCCAAGCAGGAUCCGCUGGGCCAGGAAGACGAGGCGCUGGAGAGGGGUUUGGGGGGCGACAGAGGAGAGACCAACGGCUCGGCCGCCGCCCUCGAGGAUCUGCCCCUCGCCGAUGGGCUGCCUGACUGAUCGGCCACGUCGGCUGAAAGACAGAACUUAGAGAAAACGACCGUU
Molecule: messenger RNA, 1599 nt
Organism: Salarias fasciatus (jewelled blenny)
Lineage: Eukaryota; Metazoa; Chordata; Actinopteri; Blenniiformes; Blenniidae
Gene: kcnj5
Product: potassium inwardly rectifying channel subfamily J member 5
Exons: 4
Coding region: 232-1554 (440 amino acids)
Biological process (GO): regulation of monoatomic ion transmembrane transport; potassium ion import across plasma membrane
Cellular component (GO): plasma membrane
Molecular function (GO): inward rectifier potassium channel activity
Source: RefSeq, a predicted model, not a curated record